AUGUAUGUGAAAUGGUUUGAUACAGUAAUGUUUUACUAUGUGAUUUUAGUGAAUGUCACUUUUUGUCAUUUUCAAAUUUCCCGCCGUUCUGUCCCCCAUACGUCCCGAUGCUCGCAGGGGACAGAACCCAGAUGACAGAUGCCGGCAUCCGCCGGAUUACAUUGCUGGGGACACUGCAGGAGGGACAUCGUGGGAGCACAGGACAAGGUUAGUGAUCGAGGGAUCGCGGAGCAGCGCCGCAUGGUAAGCCCGAGUGUAGCCUGGGGUUACCGUUGUGCUACACUCGGGAAUACCGCCAGGGAGGUUAAGC
Messenger RNA from Staurois parvus, 310 nucleotides. Lineage: Eukaryota; Metazoa; Chordata; Amphibia; Anura; Ranidae. The record is from the annotation of a GenBank genome assembly.